Messenger RNA from Sphenostylis stenocarpa, 1326 nucleotides. The record is from the annotation of a GenBank genome assembly. Lineage: Eukaryota; Viridiplantae; Streptophyta; Magnoliopsida; Fabales; Fabaceae.
AUGAAUGCUUUGGCUUGUGCAGACGAUUCUGUCAAAAGUGCAAUGCCUUCGUAUUUUUAUUUACCGCCCCUAGAUGUUUCUGAAGCAUUUCCACAAGCAACACCAGCAUCAACGUUUCCUCCUUCUGCUUCAGAUUAUUUUCAAUUGGAUGACUUAUUGACAUCAGAGGAACAUGCCCUUAGGAAGAAAAUAAGAGAGUGUAUGGAAAAAGAAAUUGCCCCAAUAAUGACCGAGGCAUGUAAUUGUGGAGCCUACUGGGAGAAGGCCAAGUUCCCAUUUCAUGUUAUUCCAAAGAUUGGUGCAUUGCACAUUGCUGGUGGCACGAUCAAGGAUUAUGGUUGUCCUGGUCUUUCUAUCACUGGAAGCGCUAUAGCUGUUGCAGAAGUUGCAAGAGUUGAUGCAAGCUGUUCAACUUUUAUUUUGGUCCAUUCAUCCUUGGCAAUGCUCACUAUUGCAUUGUGCGGAUCAGAAGCUCAGAAGCAAAAGUAUCUGCCUUCUUUGGCACAGUUGCAUACUAUAGCAUGCUGGGCUUUGACCGAACCUGACUAUGGAAGUGAUGCCAGUGCUUUGAAGACCACUGCCACAAAGGUGGAGAGGGGAUGGAUCCUUGAGGGCCAAAAGCGGUGGAUAGGAAACAGUACAUUUGCUGAUGUAUUAGUUGUCUUCGCUAGGAAUGCAACAACGAAUCAGAUAAAUGGAUUUAUUAUUAAAAAGGACGCACCUGGUUUAACAGUUACAAAAAUAGAGAAUAAAAUUGGACUUAGAAUUGUACAAAAUGGUGACAUUGUUAUGAGAAAAGUUUUUGUCCCUGACGAGGACAGAAUUGCAGGAGUAAACUCUUUCCAGGACACAAACAAGGUGCUUGCUGUUUCACGUGUAAUGGUUGCUUGGCAACCCAUUGGUAUAUCGAUGGGCAUCUAUGAUAUGUGUCAUAGGUAUCUAAAAGAGAGGAAACAAUUUGGAGCUCCAUUAGCAGCUUUCCAAAUCAGCCAACAGAAACUUGUCCAGAUGCUAGGUAAUAUUCAAGCUAUGAUUCUUGUUGGUUGGCGCCUCUGCAAAUUAUAUGAGAGUGGUAAAAUGACUCCAGGUCAUGCUAGCUUGGGCAAGUCAUGGAUCACCUUGAGAGCAAGAGAAACAGCUGCUCUGGGGCGAGAAUUGCUUGGUGGCAAUGGAAUUUUGGCUGAUUUUCUUGUGGCAAAGGCAUUCUGUGAUUUAGAACCCAUCUAUACCUUCGAAGGCACGUAUGACAUUAACACCUUGAUUACAGGUAGAGAAGUUACUGGCUUUGCCAGCUUUAAACCAGUUGCUCAAAGAAGUCGAUUGUAG